Molecule: messenger RNA, 3795 nt
Organism: Halichondria panicea
Lineage: Eukaryota; Metazoa; Porifera; Demospongiae; Suberitida; Halichondriidae
Product: dynactin subunit 1-like
Exons: 18
Coding region: 156-3632 (1158 amino acids)
Biological process (GO): cytoplasmic microtubule organization
Cellular component (GO): nucleus; cytoplasm; microtubule plus-end
Molecular function (GO): microtubule plus-end binding
Source: RefSeq, a predicted model, not a curated record
UGUGAAUAAUUUGUCUGCACUAGCUUAAAACACAUGGAAGUUGCUUGUGCAACUAAAGCUGUGCAUGUAGCUAGCAUAUAGCUACUCCAUGCAUUGUUUCUGCUCUUAUUGGACUGACUUGACUUUCUGAAGUUUAAGUUGCAAUUGAUUGCACAAUGAUUGUCCUGUGGUUGAUGUGGACCUCACUGUCCCUUGGAUCAGGAGUGGAGAUCACCCUCACACAAGACAGCAUCCUCUGUCCAACAGUUGCUGCUGCUGGUCGGUUCUGCUCCACUCUGAAUGAUCAAAUCUCGUCAACUGAACUAAUUCCGGACAAUUCUGUCAUCAAUUUCAUGCCAGGCACUCACAAGUUUUUCAAUACCAGUGGAAUAAAUGCUUUUAUCAUUGAAGACGUGCACAAUAUCACUCUCGCCGGAAUUGGUGGGUUUUGCGAAAUUGUGUGUGAGGACCGAAUGAUUUUCAUGUUCAUGAAUGUAACCAAUUUAACUAUUUCAAACUUGAGUUUUGUGAGCUGUGGUGGGCCGAUUCCAUGUGAUAUUAUACGAACUUUACAAGCUUCCGAAUCCUUUUUCUCUGUAUCUGACUUCCCCUACAUAACACUGUUUCUAAAUGACAUUGAAAACCUCCAAUUACUGAGUGUGAAUGUGACUGGAUAUGGUCGCAAUAUAGAUCUAAUGGGGAACUCUAAAUUCCGAUUCAAUAAUUUCAAUUUCCAGAAGAGGGGGUGCUCCAUUCCCGAGUCGUAUGGUCAACUCACAUGUGCCGGUGGAGGGUUCGCUAUAGGGUACACUGACACACCCACUUGUGAGGUUGCUAGGGAUAUGCAAACAUUGGACAUUGUCUCUAGUUAUAAACGACGAAGCAUUGAUAAUGUAGCCUACUUGUACAUAUUUUUUACAUGUCUAGCGGCCCUUAUAACGUGCCGAGAAUUAUGUUGCUGUCUCCACUGUCACAAGCUCCGAGACCUGUCAGCCCAGGACAAGCUAGAGCACCAGCGAGUGGUCAAGGACUUGGAGAAGAAUGCAUCAGAGCUGAACCAACUCAAGGAGGACAGAGAUAAGAUGGCAAAGGAACUGCAGGAAUUUGUUGAGAUCAUGGACAAGCUUAAGGAACAGGUGGACAUUGCCCUGGGCGCUGAAGAAAUGGUGGAGAAGCUGACUGACACUAACCUUGAGUUAGAGGAGCAACUGAACACGCUCACAGACACGGUGGCUGACCUCGAGGCCCUCAGGGACUUGAGUGAGGAACAAGAAGAGCUGCAGAUGGAAGUGGAGCAUGAACUGAGGGAGGAGCUAGACCUUAGCCUCAACAGCACUAGACAGGUGGAGAGAAAACUUAAUGCAGCCCAAGAGAUCAUAAUUGAUCAGCAACAGACGAUUAAGAAGUUUCGGGAGCUGGUCCACAAUCUCCAGUCUGAUCUGACUGACCUGCGAGAGUGUGGGGAGAGGGCUAGGGACAGUGGGAGCAGUGGGACGGACACUCAGAAGGUCAUGAACCUCAACGUGCAACAUACGAUUGACUUUGAGUUGCGUAAGCUGGACGCACAACAAGCAGCUGAACAUAUCGACCUUCUCAACUCCUUCAUGCCCAACUUAUUCCUCGUCAGCGGAGGGGACUAUGAUGCCCUGUUGGUGCUCAUGCUUCUCCCUCGACUGACCUUCAAGGCCGAUAUGCUCAAAGAUCAGCUGAGACAACAACACAAACUGGACGAGGCUCUUGGAUCAUUGAGCACACUCACACCCCAGCAAGCAGACCAGUUGACCUUUGUACUGGCACUGGUGUACAAGCUCAGCACACUGCAGCUGCUUGUGGCUCGGGCAACAAGGAUUCUGAAUGAGUGUGAUGUGGGGCUGUAUCGUGGAGUGGGCGGGGUCAGAGAUGACCUCAACAUCCACGAGAAGGCUCUGGACAUUCUCAUAGAGCUCCUCAAGAAGGAACAGCUGGAUGAGAGUGUACCACUAUAUGGACUGGACAAAGCCAUCACUCACUUCGAGAAUCUCCUCACGACACGGCUACAUUACGAGACCCCCCUCAGCCGUGGGAACUCAGAGGACCUCUUGUCUAGAAUGAGUGUCCUCUCCUCCGGCUGUGACUUCCUCUCUAUUGAGCUGCUCUGUCUGAGGAGGGCGGGGCAAGAAGGCGGAGUCUGGGCCACUCAAAUCAAAGAGAUGGAGAGCUUUAACAAUGACCUCAGACAAGCUUGCAGGAAGAUUCGCCGCAAGGUACCUGCCUCUAACUCUCGUCGCAUGUUGAGGUAUGACAGCACAGUGAGUGAGACUCUGAACAAAACAGGGCAGAGACAGCUGGUCCUCAUUGACGCCUUCAAGGCACUCCACCUCAAGGCCAGCCAGAAGGCUAACAGUCUCACUGGCUCUGAGAAACUAACGAGUGGUGAAUUGGAGGGGCUUACUCGUGAGGUGGUGACCAGUGGAGCUCUGUUAGAGUUUAGCAUUGAGGGGAAGGACGCUAAGGAGCAGCUGCGUGCUAACAUGACCACCAACGCCACCUCUCUCGAUGAAUUCCUCGUCUCUUUAGGGGAGGGGAUAUACGACACACAGGCCACUAAGUCUAAGCCCGAGGCUCCGGCUGUUGUGAAGGCUAAAGCUGUGAAGGCGGAGCUUAGCGAUGUAGAGGGGCUGGGUUUUAAGCUGGUGGAGAGACGGAAGGACAUCAUGGAGCUCAAGAAGGCUCUCAAAAGGAAGGGCCAGGAGCUGAGCGAGGCUGGAGUGAAGAUAGGGUUACUGGAGAAGAAGGUGAAGUCGGCUGAUGGCAAGUGUGAUAAGCAAGUGGGUGUGGAGAGGGAGGAGCAAGACAGGUUGCGGAGGGUCAUGGAUGAGCAGAAAAGGAAGUUCAACAAGACUAUUGAGGUCCUUGAAAAUGACAAGACAUCGCUAGAGAAGAAAGUCGAGGUUCAGUCAAAACGGGGUGCCUUAUUGGACAUUACGAUUGCCGGGAGACUCACCCUUGAGGGUAAGGGAAGUCCCUACUCGAGUCCGUUCAGCAGCCCAAACAUGCCACAGACACCACUCCUCCUGUCAAGGAUAGAGUCUUUGAAGAAAGCUCUCGGCUUCUCCCAACAUGACAACUUCAAGCUCAAAGCUCAGAUAGCCAAGGCUCAGCUCAACUCUCUGCCUCCAUUGCACUUGCCUAAGAGGCUGAUUCACAAGAGGAGAGAGGAGGAUGACAAAGAUGGAGACAAUCAGACCGAUCAAGAGAAGUCCGUACUCAAACGAACAGCUGCCCUCAUUGAGGAUAUAAAGAGGUUCUCGUUGCCCAAAGUAAUCUCUCUAGACGUUGGUGUCACUGCCGACAAGAAUCCUUCACCGAGGGAACAGCUGUCUAAUCAGGUUGCCAACAUCUUUGAAAUGCAACGUCAAGCUCAGCAGCUCAAGGAAGAUGUGACUAGACUGAUAGCCAGUAACUACCCUGGUGGCGUCAUCUCUACACAGCUGGCUUCUUUCACCUCCCCACAAUUUGCAAAGGCCCUGAAUGAAUCUACCCAGCCGUCUGUCCUGGCUGCUCGACUGAAGCUCCCACUACCCCCCGGGCAGCGGCAGUCAUGUGGGGCGUCUCAUCGUGUUGUGGUCAGUCCAGCUCAGUUCUCUCUGUUGCACUCCAGCAUGAUCAGCUGACUGUGAACAGAUGUGUAGCGUUAAAUUGAACAUAUUGUUAUAUGAACAAAAACUUCCUAAUUUGUGGGCGCAUAGAUAUUCUUAUAUCAGUGUAUUUAGUUUGUUAGUAUAAUUAUUGUAUCUACUGCCAUAUUAAAACGAUAACAUUGUUGGAAUCAUUGUG